AUGGAGAAGAAGGCAGGGGAUGCCGAGAUCGUUGAGGAGGAUCGGGGGAGGGCGGCGUCGAGCGCAUCAACCUCGUCGAGGAAGAAGAGGUCAGCCGUCGAUGGCGCGUCAGGCGCAUGCCUGUGCGACAACGUCAUCUGCUACAUCCUCGCCUACCUGCCGGCCCGCACCGCGAUCGGAUGCAUGGCGCUCUCGAAGCGCCACCGCGAUCUGAUCCGCAGCCCGGAGUUCCGGAGCCUCCACUGUCGCCUCGGCGCGCCGCUUCCCCGCCCGCACAUCGCGUACAUCGCGACCGCGUCGUUGCGGUACAAACAAUACCGGGGCCGGGUCAGCGAGUUCCACGGCUUCCACGUCGCCGGCGCCGGCGCCGGGAUCAGCAGCAGCAAUGCUCCCAUGCGUGCGAUCUUCGGAGACAGCUACCUCGGCUACAGGUGCGUCAACACGUGCAACGGCGUUGUGCUCCUUGCCACCAACGACUACUCCCCCCUGGGCAGGUGCGUCCUCUGGAACCCGGCCGUCGCCGACGUCGUGCGGGAGUUCACCGUCCCUGCAGAUACGUCCAUGGAGGGCGGUAACGUUAACUAUCUAGUGCUGGGGCUGGGUUACGGCCGCCGGAGUGAAACGUACAAGCUUCUUUUGUUCCACAUGGACUACACGCAUUGGAAGCACUCGCUGCAAGUGUACGCACUCGUCGGCGGGCAACCAAGAUUAAGACCGGCCGUAUCAUCGCCGCCGGGGAUAGACGGAGCAAUCCAGAGCCACUCUACAUGGAUGGCACGGUCUACCUCCUCGACGUCGACAGGAGAGGCGCCGCAACAAUGCAAAUGCAAAAGAUAUAAUGGAGGCCUGAAGCCUAUCCGUGAUAAAGACAGCAGGGAAGGCCCCAAGGCAAUUCUAGACACCGUUUCCUUCAUGGAGUUCUUGGUAUCCAUCAUGCGAAAGCUGCCCGAUGUUUCUGAGAAUGAUUCAGAAGAUUCCGAGGACGAUGAUAUGCGUGGUGUUGUCAAAAUUCGAAUAGUUUCAGGUUCAGAUUCAGAUUAG
This is a messenger RNA of Miscanthus lutarioriparius, 1041 nucleotides long. The record is from the annotation of a GenBank genome assembly. NCBI's taxonomy places the organism in Eukaryota, Viridiplantae, Streptophyta, Magnoliopsida, Poales, Poaceae.